Molecule: messenger RNA, 2484 nt
Organism: Strongylocentrotus purpuratus (purple sea urchin)
Lineage: Eukaryota; Metazoa; Echinodermata; Echinoidea; Camarodonta; Strongylocentrotidae
Product: serine/threonine-protein phosphatase 6 regulatory ankyrin repeat subunit B-like
Exons: 4
Coding region: 1-2484 (827 amino acids)
Molecular function (GO): protein binding
Source: RefSeq, a predicted model, not a curated record
AUGGAGGACAUAAAUCUACAGCUUCAUGAGGCAGCAUUGAGGGGUAAAAUCAGAACCGUCAAAAAACUGCUAAAAGAGGAUGCUAACAUAAACCAUGCAGACCAAGAUGGAAACACAAGUUUACAUAAUGCGGUGAAGAAAGACCAUAUAACCGUCACUGAGUUACUCAUAAACCAAGGUGCUGAUAUUGAGAAGGCGACUACAGAUGGACAAACACCCUUACAUCUUGCUGCAUCACUCGGACGUCUUAAAGCAUCGAAAAUUAUACUCAGUCAUGGAGCAAAUAUGGACACAGAAGACAAUGACGGCUACUCUGCAUUAUACAGCGCUGUAAGGAAUUGUCAUCUUGAUGUCACCAAGUAUCUGAUCAGCCAAGGUGCUGAGGUAAAUAAGGGAAAUAAUAAAGGUAGGACUGCAUUACACGCUGCUGCUUUCAAUGGUCACCUUAAGAUAAUGAAAUAUCUGAUCAGUCAAGGAGCUGAUGUGAAUAACGGUAAUAAUGACGGUAAGACUGCAUUACACAAUGGUGCUUUCAAUGGUCAUCUUGAUGUCACCAAAUAUCUUAUCAGUCAAGGAGCUGAGGUGAAUAAGGAAGAUAAUGACGGUAUGGCUGCAUGCCACAUUGCUGCUGUGAGGGGUCAUCUAGACGUCAACAAAUAUCUCAUUAGUCAGGGAGCUGAUUGUAAUGAGGGUAACGGUAUGACUGACCUACACAUUGCUGCCUUCAGCGGUCUUCUUAGUGACGCUAUAUCUCUGAUCAGGGAGGGAGCUGAGGUGAAUAAGGGAGAUAAUGACGGUAGGACUGCACUACACUUUGCUGCUCGCCAGGGUCACCUUGAAGUCAUCAAAUAUCUUAUCAGGCAAGGAGCUGAUGUAAAUAAGAGAGAUAAUAACGGGUGGAAUGCAUUCCUCGGUGCUGCUCAUGGGAGUCAUCUUGAUAUCACCAAAUAUCUUGUCAGUCAAGGAGCUGAGAUGAAUAACGGAGAUAAACACGAUAGGACUGCAUUACAACUUGCUGCUCAAGUAGGUCAUCUUGAUGUCACGAAAUAUCUUAUCAGUCUAGGAGCAGAGGUGAAUAAGGGAGAUAAUAACGGUAGGACUGCAUUACACGGGGCUGCUCACCGGGGUCAACUUGAAGUCACCAAAUAUCUCGUCCGUCAAGGAGCUAAGGUGAAUAACGGAAAUAAUAACGAUAUGACUGCAUUACACCUUGCUGUUCAGGGGGGUUAUCAUGAUGUCACCAAAUAUCUAAUCAGUCGAGGAGCUAAGAUGAAUAAGGGAGAUAUUAACGGUAUGACGGCAUUACACGGGGCUGCUGCUGAGGGUCAUCUUGAUGUCACCAAAUAUCUCAUCAGUCUAGGAGCAGAUGUGAAUAAGGGAGAUAAUGACGGUAGGACUGCAUUACACGGGGCUGCUCACCGGGGUCAACUUGAAGUCACCAAAUAUCUCGUCGGUCAAGGAGGUGAGGCGAAAAAGGGAGAUAACGACGUCACGAAGUGCGUCAUCGGUCGAGGAGAUGAAGUGAAUAUGGGAAAUAAUGAGGGUAGGACUGCAUUACACUUCGCUGCUGCUGAGGGUCAUCUUGAUGUCACCAAAUAUCUCAUCAGCCAUCGAGCCGAUGUGAACAAGGGAGCUUAUGACGGUGAGACUGCAUUACACGGUGCUGCUGAGAAGGGCCAUUUUGAUGUCACCGUCUAUCUCAUCAGUCAAGGAGCUAAGGUGAAUAAGGGGAAUAAUGACGGUAGGACGUCGUUUCACCUUGCUGCUGAGAAUAGUCAUCUUGCUCUCACCAAGUAUCUCAUCAGUGAAGGAGCUGAAGUGAAUAAGAGGAAUAAUGACGGUAGGACUGCGUUUCACCUUGCUGCUGAGAAUGGUCAUCUUGCUCCCACCAAGUAUCUCAUCAGUCAAGGAGCUGAAGUGAAUAUGGGAAAUAAUGAGGCUGAGGUGAAUAAGAGGAAUAAUGAAGGUAGGACAGCAUUUCAACUUGCUGCUGAGAAUGGUCAUCUUACUCUCACCAAGUUUCUCAUCAGUGAAGGUGCUGAAGUCAGUGAGGGGGAUAAUCACAAUUCGACUGCAUUAAUCUUUCCUGCUAAGGACGAGCAUGUUGCUGCCACCGAACGUCCCACCAGUCAAUCAGGGGCUGAAUGUUCUAAGGGAGAUGAUCACCUUAGGGUUGCAUUACAAAGUGCUGCUAAGGACGGGCAUCUUGAUGUCACAAAAAAGCUCAUUAGCCAAGGAGCUGAUUUCGCCCAGAAUGAAUUAGCGGAAAUCCAUCUAGCCAUACAACACGGUCAUACCUCCAUCAUUGAGAAGUUAGUUUCAGAGGGAACCGAUCUCAAUAUCCAGUCAACCGACGGCCAGACUUGUCUCCAUAAAGCCAUUAAACUCUGCUAUAAGAGCGAGACGAUUGUGCAAGACACGGAUACACUCAAAUAUGUGAGUUGUACCCCAGUAACGCUAACGAGACCGACACCAGCCCAAUAA